AUGAUUAAGACCGGGUCACGCUCUACCUCCACUGUGCCACCUGAGCCAGUGGAGAUCAUCCGGAGUAAAGUGAGCUCACGCCGUGUGCGCCUGAACGUCGGUGGUCUCCUACAUGAGGUACUGUGGAGGACGCUGGAUCGGCUGCCACGCACACGCCUUGGCAAGCUGCGAGACUGUAACACACAUGAGGCCAUCAUGGAGGUGUGUGAUGACUACAGCCUGGAGGAGAAUGAAUACUUCUUUGACAGGCAUCCAGGUGCAUUCACGUCUAUUCUGAACUUCUACCGCACAGGGAAACUGCACAUGAUGGAGGAGAUGUGUGCACUCUCAUUCAGCCAGGAACUUGACUUCUGGGGUAUUGAUGAGAUCUACUUGGAGUCAUGUUGCCAAGCACGUUAUCACCAGAAGAAGGAGCAGAUGAAUGAGGAGCUGAAACGUGAAGCUGAGACAAUGCGUGAACGUGAGGGUGAGGAGUUUGACAACACAUGCUGCACAGAGAAGCGCAAGAAACUUUGGGAUCUCUUGGAGAAACCUAACUCUUCUCUCGCAGCAAAGGUUUUGGCCAUCAUCUCAAUCCUGUUUAUUGUUCUCUCAACCAUCGCUUUGUCUCUCAACACCCUCCCAGAGCUUCAGGACAUAGACGAGUUUGGGCAAGCUACUGACAACCCUCAGUUAGCCCAUGUAGAAGCAAUCUGUAUUGCAUGGUUUACCAUGGAGUAUCUUCUUCGCUUCCUCUCCUCACCCAGUAAAUGGAAGUUUUUCAAAGGCCCAUUGAAUAUCAUUGACCUGCUAGCCAUUCUUCCAUAUUAUGUUACCAUCUUCCUGACUGAGUCCAACAAGAGUGUACUACAGUUCCAGAAUGUACGUCGAGUGGUGCAGAUCUUUCGAAUUAUGCGAAUUUUGAGAAUCCUCAAACUGGCUCGCCACUCGACUGGGCUACAGUCACUAGGCUUCACAUUACGCCGCAGUUACAACGAACUGGGUCUGUUAAUUCUCUUCUUAGCCAUGGGCAUCAUGAUAUUCUCUAGUUUGGUCUUCUUUGCAGAAAAAGAUGAAGAAGACACAAAGUUCAAGAGCAUCCCAGCUUCCUUCUGGUGGGCCACCAUUACCAUGACAACUGUGGGCUAUGGAGAUAUUUACCCCAAGACUUUGUUAGGAAAGAUUGUUGGGGGACUUUGUUGCAUUGCAGGAGUGCUAGUCAUUGCCCUACCUAUUCCUAUAAUUGUAAACAACUUCUCUGAGUUCUAUAAGGAACAGAAAAGACAAGAGAAAGCCAUCAAAAGGCGUGAGGCUCUGGAAAGAGCCAAGAGAAAUGGCAGUAUAGUAUCUAUGAAUAUAAAGGAUGCUUUUGUUCGAAAUGCAGAGCUAAUGGAUGUAGUGGUGAUGGAGAAGACAGAAGAAAACAUCGCAAAGACAGACAAAGUGCAGGACAACUGUCACAUGUCACCCACCCGCUGGAAAUGGACACCUAAGCAUACCAUCUCGGAAACCAGUUCCAAUAAGUCAUUCACUGAGAAGGAACAAGACUCUCCAGUUAGAGCCACCAGUCCUAUCAGUCCACAACAUCUUAAUGUCCAGAAGCUGGAGGAGAUGUACAGCAAAAUGGCCAAGACCCAGUCUCAACCCAACCUGAAUAGUAAGGAACAAGGUAAUUUAUCAAAACUGGCAAAGAGAAGAGAUGAAUUUGAAAUGAGAAGCAUUCCUGUUAAUCAGACACCCACCACAACAGAAGGUGUGAUGGAUAUGAGAAGCAUGUCAAGUAUUGACAGCUUCAUCAGUUGUGCUACAGACUUUCUGGAAAGCUCAAGAUUUUCACAUAGUCCCAUCUCAACUCAACCUAGCCGAGUCAGCGUCAAUCCCGGACUUGAGACUACCCUUGAACAUGAGACCAUUAAGAAACACGUUGGUCCACCCAAGCCUGGACGAACAUUAUUCUCUGACAGUCCUCGUGGUCUUCGCAUCAGCAAUCCUCUGAAAACAAGGUCUCUCAAGGUCAACUUCUUCUCAGGAGAAAUCACAGGUCCUACUGCAGCCUCAGCUCAGGGGGCAGGCACUGCUGCUCUCUCAGAAAGUUCUGAUCGAUCCACUAUGAGUCCAGAACUGUCUGUCUAUACCACUGCCAGCAGCAAGACUCCACCCAAAACUCCUGAGACACUUGUACCAACUGUUUUCACAUUUCAUGAUGCCUCAAUCAGCAAGUACAUUGAUGCAGAUACAGAUGAUGAUGAUCACCUUCAUGAUGCACAAGGUUCUAGUCCUUCUGAAUGUCUGUUAGGUAAUACAAGCCCCAAGCUCAGCAACAGUUCUUACCAAAGAGGAACAAACCACCUUGAUUUGUCUCAGAGAAUGCUGGGCCAAAACAGUCUGUUCUCCUUGGAGGGACAUUCAAAGGGACAAGAGAAUCAUAUGAUUUCAGGAGACAGAGGACACUCUAAAACAAUAAGUGAAAAUAAUUAA
Molecule: messenger RNA, 2457 nt
Organism: Neoarius graeffei (lesser salmon catfish)
Lineage: Eukaryota; Metazoa; Chordata; Actinopteri; Siluriformes; Ariidae
Product: potassium voltage-gated channel subfamily B member 1-like
Exons: 2
Coding region: 1-2457 (818 amino acids)
Biological process (GO): potassium ion transmembrane transport; protein homooligomerization
Cellular component (GO): membrane; voltage-gated potassium channel complex
Molecular function (GO): protein binding; delayed rectifier potassium channel activity
Source: RefSeq, a predicted model, not a curated record